Molecule: messenger RNA, 849 nt
Organism: Eimeria acervulina
Lineage: Eukaryota; Apicomplexa; Conoidasida; Eucoccidiorida; Eimeriidae
Exons: 1
Coding region: 1-849 (282 amino acids)
Source: RefSeq, a predicted model, not a curated record
AUGCCUACGUUGCUGUCUGCAGGACAAUCGAAAGCACCAGCAGCACAAGAAGAAGCAGCAGCAGCAGCAGCAAGAAGAGCAGCAGGUGAAGGGUCCUCAACGAGUUCUAGGUGGAGGCCAGCAGCAGCACAAGCAGCAGCAGCAGAAGCAGCAGCAGCAAGGAGAGCAGCAGGCGAAGGAACUUCAACAAGUUCAAAGUGGAGGCCAGCAGUAGCAGGAGCAGCAACAGCAGCAGCAGCAAAAGCACCAGCAGCAGAAGCACCAGCAGAUAAACCCAAGAAGGAAGAACGCGUAGGCGUCGGCAGCAGCAGCAGCAGCAUCAGUUCAUCUCCUACCGAAGCUCAGGCAGCAGCAACGGUUAUAUCAGCACAAGGAGCAGCAAUUGAAGCAGCAGCAGCAGCAGCUGAGAAAUCGGCAGAAGAGGCAGCCACUAAAGCAGCAGAAGCACAAGCAGCAGCAACAGAAGCAGCAGCAACUGAUGCAGUAGCAGCAAUUGAAGCAGCAGCAAGUAAGGCAACAGAAGCAGCUGAUGCAGCAGCAACUGCAGCACCACCAGCACCUGAAGCACCUGUCUCUACACCCGACUGCCGCAUUCAUGUUUCUUUUGAUAGUGCAGCAGACGCAGCAGCGAGUCAAAGAGCAGAAGCAACAGCAGCUGCAAACAAGGAUAUUGAGCGAAGCCCUGCAUCCCUUACCUUCUCUCCUGCUGCUGCUCCUGCUGCUGCUGCUGCUGCGGAUGCAGCAGAGGCCACAGUUGCUGCUGCUGCUGUUGCUGCAGAAGCAGCUGCAGAAGAAGCUGCUGCUGCAGCAGCAGCUGCUGCAGUACACGUAGAUGAUUCGCUGGUUUGA